AUGGAGACUAUGAAUGAAACAGAAGCAGGUGAAGGGGGCAAAGACACAAUUAUUGCAAAGCAGGAGAAAAAUAAUGAACAUUGUGUUCAGAGUAUUGAUAAGUUGUCAGAAUCAACGGACGCUGAUGGUGAGGAUGAUACCAGUGAUGAAGAUGAUGAAGACAGUAACCCUAAAAAGGAUACUCGUGCCCCAUUAGAAUUGAUGGCAGAAUUCCUGAGAGCAGAAAUGGGCCGAGACUAUCAUCUCGCAAAAAAAUUAUGUCAGAUGAUCAUAAUCUAUGAACCAGAAAAUCCUGAGGCCAAGGAGUUUUUAUCACUUAUUGAAGAAAUGUUGCUGAUGGAGAAAGCUCAGAAUCUCAAGGAAGAUGAGGAAGACAGCGAAGAGGACAGCAGUGGUGAGAGCGAGGGAGAAAGCAGCGAGGACUUAAGUGACGAGAGUUCUGAUGAGUGUGAAGAUGGAUCAUGA
This is a messenger RNA of Marmota flaviventris (yellow-bellied marmot), 465 nucleotides long. RefSeq names its product glutamate rich 2 (gene Erich2). The record is from RefSeq and is a predicted model, not a curated record. Lineage: Eukaryota; Metazoa; Chordata; Mammalia; Rodentia; Sciuridae.